CACAUGAAACUGAGAAACCAAACUGAGUUUUCAGAAUUCCUUCUCCUGGGAUUCUCAGAGGACCCAGCACUGCAGCCUAUUCUAUUUGGGUUGUUCCUCUCCAUGUAUGUGAUCUGUGUCAGUGGGAACCUACUCAUCAUCCUGGCCAUCCUCUCAGAAACCCACCUCCACACGCCCAUGUACUUCUUCCUCGCCAACCUUACCUUCUCUGACAUCUGCUUCAUUACCACGACUAUCCCCAAGAUGCUGGUGAACAUCCAGACACAUAGCCAAGCCAUCACGUAUGCAGGCUGCCUCACACAGAUGUUCUUCUUCAUAAUCUUUGCAGAAUUAGAUAACUUUCUUCUAGCUGUGAUGGCCUAUGACCGGCUUGUGGCCAUCUGUCACCCGCUGCACUACAUGGUCAUCAUGAAUCCCCAACUCUGUGUGCAACUCGUUCUAUUGUGCUGGAUCAUCAGUUUCCUGCUUGCACUGCUACACAGUUUAUUGGUGCUGAGACUGAGUUUCUGCACACACAUGGAAAUCCAACACUUUUUCUGUGAGUUGAAUCAGGUGGUCCACAGAGCCUGUUCUGACACCUUUCUCAAUGACCUCAUGGUAUACUUUUCAGCUGUGCUACUGGCAGUAGGUCCCCUGGCUGGCAUCCUGUACUCCUACUCCAAAAUCACCUCCUCCAUCCGUGCCAUCUCAUCAGCUCAGGGCAAGUAUAAAGCCUUUUCCACCUGUGCGUCUCACCUUUCUGCUGUCUCCCUGUUUUAUGGCACAAGCUUAGGUGUGUACCUCAGUGCCAGUGCUGCCCCAAGUUCAGCCUCAACUGCAGCAGCCUCGGUGAUGUACACCGUGGUCACUCCCAUGCUCAACCCCUUCAUCUACAGCCUGAGGAACACAGACAUGAAGAGGGCUAUGAAAAGGCUGUUGUUCCCUAAAUGA
This is a messenger RNA of Ochotona princeps (American pika), 930 nucleotides long. Its product is annotated as olfactory receptor 7A10-like. Gene Ontology annotation, cellular component: membrane. Gene Ontology annotation, biological process: G protein-coupled receptor signaling pathway. The record is from RefSeq and is a predicted model, not a curated record. NCBI's taxonomy places the organism in Eukaryota, Metazoa, Chordata, Mammalia, Lagomorpha, Ochotonidae. Gene Ontology annotation, molecular function: G protein-coupled receptor activity; olfactory receptor activity. The transcript has a single exon. Bases 4 to 930 code for a protein of 308 amino acids.